Molecule: messenger RNA, 1042 nt
Organism: Leguminivora glycinivorella
Lineage: Eukaryota; Metazoa; Arthropoda; Insecta; Lepidoptera; Tortricidae
Product: microtubule-associated protein 4-like
Exons: 2
Coding region: 233-970 (245 amino acids)
Source: RefSeq, a predicted model, not a curated record
GCGGACGUGCACAAGGUGUCGGCGCGGGCGGCCGGCCCGCCGCAGCACGCCGCCGCCGCCGCGCACCGACAUAACGGGGUUCCGCAGGCGAGCACCUCGCGGGACCAUAAGGGAGUACAGUGUUCAGUGUGUGGAUACUUUAACCAUGAUGGAAAAAAGUGUAGAUUUAAGAAUGCGUCUUGCAAGUUGUGCGGUAUUAAAGGCCAUUUGAUGCGCGUUUGCAACGCGAAAAAUGGGCCAUCUAACCAUCAUUUCCUACAAUGUUGCACGGAUGAGGCCGAUGAGGUGUUCGCAGAUGCAGCACUACCGUGGCAGUAGGAACAUUGAUUUCAAGCCAAAUGACGUAGUUAUAGUGAAAGUGUACCAGGGACAGAAAGCGUUUUGGUCUAAAGCGUCAGUGAAAAAACAAUUAGGAAGAUCGACAUUUUUAGUUCAUUGUGAGCAAUCGGACCGUUUAAUAAAAAGACAUAAAAAUCAAAUCUACAAGUAUAAGGGGGAAGAAGAUGCGAUAGGGCAACCGCAACCGGAAAACCCUGAUGUUGCCCAACAAGGGAAAAAACCCAUGGCCUCCGACCACGUGCCAGCUAUAGUCAUGGAAACUACCCCAACAAGUAUUCCACAAGCGUCAGCGGUACCAGCCGUAGCUCCGGUCUCUGUAAUACCGCAAGCACCUCUUGCUUCUCCAGUGCCAGCUGGACCUAUUGUACCUCCUCUAUCAGCGGCCGCGUCGGAACUCGGUAAUCAACCCGCUCAGGCAACGAUACCAGAGACAACUACUACGACAGAUGUAGAGGAAUGGCCCGAUUGCCAAGAACCACAGGCCCCGGGCACGAGCGAAUCUGUCGAGGUCCGCACACCGCCAUCAUCGACAUCGGAGACGGUAAUACCCUGCGAACCCGCGGCACAAAGCGCGGCCCCGGGAAAGACCAAACGCACACGGAACCUGGUGGAUUAUAGACAAUUUUUCUAGUUUAAGUUCUUCUAGUUUUGUUUGAAACUAUUGGUGGAGGGAUGUUAGGUUUAAGAUAUCGGGUAGAUGAGA